AUGUCUAAUAAAAAUAUACAAAAUUUAUAUCAACAUCCAUAUCAUUUAGUUGAUCCAAGUCCUUGGCCUUUUUUCGCAUCUUUUGGUUGUUUAUUUUUUACUUUCGGAACUGCUAUGUGGUUUCAUGGUUAUACAGGAAGUAUUUUUUUAGUUUUUACAGGUUUAAUUAGUAUAUUAUUUGUUUUUUAUACUUGGUUAAGAGAUGUAGUUCGUGAAGCUGUUUAUGAAGGUCAACAUACUUUAAAAGUACAAUUAGGUUUACGUAACGGUAUGCUAAUGUUUAUCAUUAGUGAAGUUAUGUUCUUUUUAAGUUUUUUUUGGGCAUUUUUUCAUUCAGCAUUAGCUCCUACUCCUGAAAUUGGUUCUGUAUGGCCACCUUUAGGUAUAGAAACUAUAAAUGCAUGGGGUAUUCCAUUAUUAAACACUGUUAUUUUAUUAACUUCAGGUGCUACUAUUACUUGGGCACAUCAUGCUAUUAUAGUUGGUUCUAGAAAAAAUAUUAUUUUAAGUUUAAUAUUAACUAUUUCUUUAGCUGUUUUUUUUACAUUUAUUCAAGCAUAUGAAUAUAUAGAAGCUUCAUUUUCAAUUUCUGAUAGUAUUUAUGGUACUACUUUCUUUUUACUAACUGGAUUUCACGGAAUUCACGUAAUUGUAGGUACUAUUUUUAUUAUUGUAGGUACUAUUAGAGCAGUUAAACAUCAUUUUACUAGACAAAAUCAUUUCGGUUUUGAAGCUGCUGCUUGGUAUUGGCAUUUUGUAGAUGUUGUAUGGUUAUUUUUAUUUAUUGUUGUUUAUUGGUGGGGUGGUCAAUAA
Messenger RNA from Saprolegnia parasitica CBS 223.65, 813 nucleotides. The record is from the annotation of a RefSeq genome assembly. Lineage: Eukaryota; Oomycota; Saprolegniomycetes; Saprolegniales; Saprolegniaceae.